AGGAGCAACUGUGUGGGAAGCCAUGACUCAGCGAUUGAAAAUAAUUGUGUUAAAAUGAUAUUAAAACGUUUGAGGAUGACAGAAUGCAAGUUCGGGAUACUACUGAUAUUAAUUUGUAURGGUAUAAGUGCACAAAGUAUUGAUGUUGACAAUGAUCUGCAAGAUGAAGGAUUUGAUGGAAUUGACAAUGAGUCUAAAAUGGUUUUAACUCAAGAGGAAUCAGACUUGUAUGACAGGAAUAAAGAUGGAACAUUGGAUCACAAGGAAAUGGCAAGAUAUCUUCAAGAUGUUUUGGCACGUCAAAAUUCAGAACCAAUUAAAAAGAAGAAUAUAGCUCCAUGGUCCUUACCUAAGGUUUUUGGAAGAUUCACUUUGAAAGAAGCAGGAAUUGUACUGAUAUUAUGCAUGGUUUCCAUUGGUUUAGUUUAUCGAAUUCUUUUUAGCAAAAAGUCUCAGUCAAGGACUACAGGAGUGCAGAUUGAGAACAUUCGUGUAGCGCGUCUGAAAAAACUUCAAGAAUUUCAUCAAAGAACUUCAAUCCAGCCAAUUACCCAAAAUAGUUCUUUGCAAAUUGCAUGCACCAAGACAGAAAAGGUUGAAAACUCAACCCCAGAUGAUGAUUUUGAGACCUUAACAUACCCCCAUCAAAAUGCAAAGAAGAAACACAGCKAAAUAACAACUCAAGYAAUUAAAGCCCCAACACAGACACAACCUGUCAUUAAACUGAAAAAACGAGAAGGCAAAGUUGCCUUGGAUGAAACUGCAAAGACUCAUGACCAAACAGAAAACCCAGGUAAUUGAACAGUUAUGUAGAGAAUUAAUAUUAACUGCACAUAAAGCACAUYAGAUUGAAAAUUAC
This is a messenger RNA of Exaiptasia diaphana, 859 nucleotides long. RefSeq lists its product as uncharacterized. The transcript is spliced from 5 exons. The record is from RefSeq and is a predicted model, not a curated record. Bases 55 to 801 code for a protein of 248 amino acids. Gene Ontology annotation, molecular function: calcium ion binding. NCBI's taxonomy places the organism in Eukaryota, Metazoa, Cnidaria, Anthozoa, Actiniaria, Aiptasiidae.